AUGCCAGCCAUGUCAAGCCCGGCACAAGGACGUAACGACCGCGGACGCCUGCGCCCGCCAGCAGAGAUCGUAUCUCCAAGCGUAGAGCGGAUGUUCCCUCAGCCCAACCAGGACAGUCGUGUCCCAUCACAGCAUAAGGUAUAUAAAUGGCUCUUCAACCAACAACACUUUGUGCAGGCAGGCAUCAUGGCGAAUGUCGACUCACCACGCUCCAUCCGGAUGAGCCCAGCUCUCACAACAAACACCCAGUCUAACAUAUGUCAGACACCACCUAGACACACCCAACCUCUCGACCCGUUGCCACCCCUUAGAUCAUCAAAGCGCACCGAAUCCUACGGCGGAAACCGGGAUCAGGACCCCGAGAACGAGGACAACUCAGACAGGUCCCUCAGGCGUAGCUUUUCGAGCCUUCUUGAAGUGCGCCCGGCCAAAAGGGCCAGAUACAACCCACCCACACCACCCACACCACCCCGAAGAAGGCCAGCGAACAGAAGACCUGGCAAUGCCCAAUCGGCCCGCUCUUUUCGACAGGCGCUACGAGCUCCUGCUGUUCAAGAAACUGUCGAGAUUGCUGCGCCUGACCAACCCACCGAAAAGCAUUUUCCGUUACUCAAGCUUCCAUAUGAGAUCCGCGAGAAGAUUCUACAGUAUCUGCUUGUCUCCGACAAGCCAGUCUACGUAAAGCGCCUUUGGACCGAACAGGUCCGUUCCACCCGCCGCAGCACCCGCGGACGGGGACAUUGGGGUAAUGGCGAGGGUAUGAGCCAACAUACCAUUGACACAACGAUCCUGCGAACAUCCCGUCAGAUGCUGGCGGAGGGCAGUUCGCUUCUGUACUCGCAGAAUCAGUUCGUUUAUCUCUUGCGGGACCCGGCCCAUGCCGAAGUAGACUUCGCUUCGAUGCUUGCUGAAGCGCAGAAGCAAUCCCCCAAACAAGUUAUGGGCGGUGGCAGUCGCACUCAGAACCGUAAACGCAAAGCAGACAUCCAAUCUAGUGGCGGUAGCUAUGGCCUACACGAGAUCAACAUUGCGAAGUACGGGCAUUUGUUGCGACAUCUAAGCAUCGAGCUCGAGCCAAACCGAUCCGGCAAGGAAUACCGGGAGCUCAUGGAGCGGGCCCUUGAUGUCCUGGCCAGCGCUGACAGAAGGGGUCGGUAUCUGCUUGCUGGUCAAGUUGUGGGCGAGAAGACACCGAGAAUCUUCCUUCACACCUUGACCAUCACCGUGUCACCGGAAGACGACCAGAACAACCGCCGCAGCCCAAAAAGUUCCCCCAACAGCAACCAAGAGUCGAGCCCCUUUUCCUCGAGCGCCAUCGAGCUGUUUGGUAGCCGAUCACCCGUCAUGCAGGCUCUCUGCCGCAUUGACACCCAUUUCUUGAGAAUCAACAUGCAUAUCGACGAAGGCGCUCAUGACGAGGAGGAGGACCAAUUCGCGGUUAGCACAGGAACUGGAAAGCGUCAUCUCGAGACGACACUUGACCUGCGCUUCCUUUCGCGCCACGUAAUCGAUCACUUGAUGAAGGAACAGCGGGCCAAGCGGGGCGAAGAGGCCAAGGCAUCGCUCCAACUUCUUAAGGAGCGCAUGUAUGUCGGAUACAAGGAUCCGGACCAGGCUGUGAUCAAUGGGCUUUGGGAGGACAAUAGCGCCGCCGAUGUCCGCCGCAAGAAGGAGAGGGCAGAGUUUGAGGCCCGUCUCGAGGGCAUUGAUCGGCCCACCAAGGAUGCUCGUCGUCAGAGUGAUGACGAGGAAGAGUCCAGCUCCGAUGAAGAGAGCGACGACAAUGACAAUGACGACGAUGACUAUGAGAGUCAGCCGAAGAAGAGGAAGCAGCCGGUUCGCGGCCGUGGACGGUAUGGAUAUUCUUUGCUCAUUUCUGUAAGACGUGUUGCUGAUAGGUUGAUUGUUUCCAGGUCUUGA
Messenger RNA from Neurospora tetraspora, 1920 nucleotides. RefSeq lists its product as uncharacterized. The record is from RefSeq and is a predicted model, not a curated record. Bases 1 to 1920 code for a protein of 639 amino acids. NCBI's taxonomy places the organism in Eukaryota, Fungi, Ascomycota, Sordariomycetes, Sordariales, Sordariaceae. The transcript has 2 exons.